Molecule: messenger RNA, 6497 nt
Organism: Pelobates fuscus (common spadefoot toad)
Lineage: Eukaryota; Metazoa; Chordata; Amphibia; Anura; Pelobatidae
Gene: BCOR
Product: BCL6 corepressor
Exons: 15
Coding region: 471-5579 (1702 amino acids)
Biological process (GO): negative regulation of transcription by RNA polymerase II
Cellular component (GO): nucleus
Molecular function (GO): protein binding; transcription corepressor activity
Source: RefSeq, a predicted model, not a curated record
UUGGGGAGAACCAGGACUGGGCUGAGACAGCUGAGGAAAAACCAGAACCAAAAGUGGACUGAGACAGCUUGGGGAGAACCAGGACUGGGCUGAGACAGUUCUAGACAUAGGUCAGUGAGGUUCAGUACCAGUUAGGGGUGCUAUCUGCUGCUAGUCCAGUUUAGAGGUUACAUUGUGUUGGGGGAGGGCAAACUGGGGGAGACACAUCAUGGCGCUAUCACAAUAAUCUUCCCGGGGGAGACUGCCUUUCCGGCCACCUGCAGCCCCACUCCCCAGGAAGGGAGCCCUCUGUGACUCGGGGAGGAAGACCCCUCACCGCCAAGGGGAUCUGUCAGCAACAAACUCACAUCUCUUCCUGGUUUUUGGUCACCCCCUGGAAACUUACAGACUGGUCCCUGGAGGAGCCGAACCCCCUCAACAAGCAGGGGACACAUUUGAAGACAAGGAAGAUCGCUGUGUAAGGAGGUGACAUGCUUUCUGCUACCCCACUGUAUGGGAAUGUGCACAGCUGGAUGAACAAUGAGAGGGUUCGCAUGUGUGGCAUCAGUGAAGACAGGAAAAUUCUAAUUAAUGAUGGCGACCUUCAGAAAGCGAGACUGGAGUUGAGAGAAGAUCACCUUGCGCACAGUCUGGUGGACGCAGCUGCAGUGCAUCGCAUUGACAGCUUGGCUGCUCUUUCUAUGGACCGAGCAGGACUUAUGCAGGAUGGACUGAGAGUUCCAGCUGGCAUGGUCUAUUCCAGUUUAUGUGGCCUGGGCACAGAGAAGAUUCGGGAACAGUCAAGUGCUAUACCUGGACUUGGCUAUGCUCCUGACAGGAACUCUGAUAUGCAGUUCAAACCAAAUGCUGCUGAAACUAUGGAUAACUCCCAGAUGUCUGGCAAGCAGACCAAUGGAUUUAAUUCCUUGUUCAAAGCUCCACCAGGACUACAAAAGACAUCUGUCCCUACAAGUGAAGCACUAGUUUUGGACAGGACAACCAGUGACAAGCAAAAUCCACUAAGUGUUAACGGUGCUAAUUAUUUAAGAAUACCAUGGGUGCAUCACUACAUGGAUAGCACUUCCCCAGCCAUGUAUCCUUUCAUCGAUUCACCAAAUAAGUAUUCUUUGAACAUGUAUAAGGCAUUUCUACCUCAGCAAUCUGCAUACAGUUUACCCCAACACUUGGCCUAUUCGCCCAUGUGUCCAAAUGGUGAACGUUUUGUAUACCUCCCACAAACCCACUAUGUUUCCCCUCACAUUCCAUCAACUCUCCCACCACCCAUGAGGAUUCCUGCACCCUCUGCAGCCACCGCAAUUCCUACUUCGGUUCACUGUCUAGAAAAAACGAUGCCGUGGAAAAUGGCAGUAAAUCCUGUUACCGCUGUUGAUUCUCAUACAUAUAACCACCAUCACAACAGUAAACAGCCUAGAGGGCCGUGUACAAAAUCCAUUCCCAGCAGUAUGUCUCCAGAAGCCAGUCUGCUGAUGGCACAGUCUCAGAGGCCAUCUCCAAGGCUACACCACCCUGUCCAUCAAGUUGAGAAUGGCUAUCCAGAUUAUCAAGGAUCCUUCGUCAAGAUUUCCACACCGCCCACAUCUGUUUCUUACUCUAAACCUCACACAAACAUGAGCAGUGACUUCACAUCGCUGAGGCUUUCCAACACAAAGGUUCAUAAGAAUCAUGAAAUGGAAACUAAUCAAACUCAAGGUCCCUCAAAAAAGAGUAAUCGAGAGAGAAAAGAAAGCAAGUCCCCUGGCUUGGUAGAAAAACAAACUCCUCACAAAGAGGAAAGGGAAAAGCCCCUAGACUUAUCAUCCAAACUUGGUGACGGAGAACUGCCUAAGGUGGAUGGUUUAGACAAUAUGUCCGCAAUGUUGCUCCAGGCUCGGUCUGUUGGCAAUCUUGGACUUUCAAACCGAGAUAUUCAGAAAGAUUCUAUUUCACCGUCUGGCAAUGGCAGUGCCAUGUUCAGACCUGAAAUUAUAAGCACUGUAUCUUCAUCCUGGGUAAUUCCAGCUAUGAGCAAUAAUGACGAGAAUAGUAGUAUCAUGAUGCCACUUAAAAAUAAAGCCUUGGAAAAGGUAAUUCCACAACAGAGGAGCUCCUCAUGUCCUCGCAUGGGAAGCUCAAGCUCAGAUGCAGUAGUCACUAGCACUUCAGGAAGUUUCUCUAAUGUUGGGCGUCCAGCAUCUGCUUCUCCAGCUCCAAAUGCAAAUGGUGAAAUCCAGAAAUCCCCGGACAGUAAUAAAUCGGCUAUGCAGCAAUCAGCCCCACCCGUGAGUACUCCUACUAAGAGUAGCAAGGUAGCUAUAUCCUCACUUCCAGAAUCCACUAUAAAAAUGAGUGAAAGCAGUCUGCCUCCUGCACCUGUGUAUUUACCUCAGUCUGACACAUUUUGCACAACUCCUUUGGCAUACUCAAGCAGUUUCAUCCCAUACCAGGUUCCCGAAAGCCUAGCGUUACCGCAUUUACACAUGCACAGCAAAACUCCUGUCUAUCCACACCCGGUCUUAUUGCCCAAUAGCAGUCUUUUUCCUGGACCUAUGGCUCCCAAACCUGGGAUCCCUUAUAGUAUACCGCCAAACAGGGAUUACAUGACCUAUCAAGACACCAUGGCCAUGGUCCAUCCAAUAUUGUUGCCUCCUUCAAGUUUAGAAAUGAGUAAAGAUGAGAAAGGGGAGAGAAGGCCUAGAUCAAAUGAAAGAGCUAGGUAUGAAGAUUCUAUUGGCCGAAGCAGACUGUUGGACAUUUCUAAUUCAACACCAAAGAUGAAUUUUGACGUUACUGCAGAGAAAGCAUUGAAGACCCACCAGAACUCUGCAUCGACAAACAAACAUUCUUCAAAAGCUGACAAACUGUGCUCUAAUGUGGACAGGGAUUCAAAAUGUGACACUAUUAUGGUAAUUAAAGGUUUUGUUCCUGACAAACACAUGAUGAAUGAACUUGCUGUACAGAAACCAGAGCAGGUAUCACAACACAGGGAGGAGGCUACACGAAAUAACGACUUCCAUGAACCCUUUCAAGGGUCCAGACUCUCUCAGAAUUCACCUGUUUUCCCCUUCCGUCAGGAGAAUAUUUCAGGAACCCAAAACACAGAUUGCUCUGCAUCUGAGCCGUGCCCUCGUUUUUUGGCUCCCAGUCAGAACAAUGAUGUUCCAGCUGGCUUUUUUAACAUACCAAAGGAAAAGUCACCAUCUUUUCAUAUGACAAAUGGUCAUGCAGAUUCCGAUAUGGGUGAGCAUCUUGCCAGAGAUAAUCCUGAGGAAUUUGAGACUAUUAAUGGCAAACUUGUUAAAACAAAGUCAUCCAACAUAACCAAGAGGAUAGCGAAUUCUGCUGGCUACGUUGGUGAUCGCUUAAAAUGUGUGACCACAGAAUUGUAUGCGGACUCUAGUCAGCUGAGCCGGGAGCAGAGGGCUUUACAGAUGGAAGGCUUACAAGAGGACAGUAUAUUAAGUCCACCUGCUGCUUACUGUGAGCGUGCCAUGAUGCGCUUCUCCGAGCUGGAAAUGAAAGAACGAGACGACCAUCCUGCUUCUGAACACACGGAUAAUACGAACUAUAAUCACAUGGAGUGGGUUAAAAUGAAGACCACUACAGAAAACAAGCCCGUAGCCAUGUCUUUGGGAUGUCCAAUCAUCAGCCAGCCAGAAGUUGAUUUGAGGAAUAAGGAAGUAGCGUUGGCAUCGACCUUGAAGUGCCCAGAAAAGGAAGAGGUUUCUGAGGACAAUCGACUGGAGAGGACGGCUUCAUAUGAAGCUGCCAAGCAGAAACCAGAGAUUGUGACAGACAGCUGCAGCGAGGGGCAGUUUGUGGGGCUGAAGAGGAAGCUACCCUGCAAGUCCCAAGCAGAGGAAACCCAGCGCAGUUCCACCUGUGAAGAACCAUCUCUGGAAGAGGCAAAGACGAAAAGAAGAAAGAUUGAUGAUUGGUCUGACAAAGAUGUGACUGAGAUUUCCAUAAAGGGACUUCAGGAGCCUCAGUGUAAUGAAGUCACCAACCUGAAGGUGUGCAUCGAAUUAACAGGACUCCAUCCCAAAAAACAACGCCACCUGCAGCACUUAAGGGAGCUGGGUCAGCAAUGCAGAAAGGAGACUCCAGAGACCACAGAGACUGAAAUAAAGCUAAAAAGCUUAGAGGAACAGCAGCCAAUCAGGGCAAAAUCUGAAGGCAAAUACCCAAGCUUCGCAGAGGGCGUUAAAAAUAGCUGUCCUGAAGAAGACAUCUCUACAACUCUGCACGCAAAAGGUUUUUCAUCCAGCUGCCCAGGCAGCAAACGACAUAGCCUGCCAAGCUCCACCACAGCCCCCAGGUUAGCUGCCAAGCAGCAGAAGAUCAGAGAGGGCCGCAAGGCGUACGUGCAAUGCGCACAUGAAGAGGGGGGUCUUCAAGUCACUGCACUGCCGGAGGAUUACAACGACCACGAGAAACCCUCUGGAAAGCGGCAGUGCAAAACAAAGCACAUGACUCCACAGGAGAGGAGGAAGAAACGAUUGUCGCCCACCGGGGAUGACUGCAUGGAUGUGGGAAGCAUAGACGAGAAGGCCAGCAUGAGGAGCCUCAGAAAAUCCAUUGAGCUGACGCCUGAUGACUGCCCAAUCAAAACACCGCUGCAGACGUCUCUCUUCGCACAGGCCUCCCUACUAGCCAGCUCACUGCAGGAGACCACGCCAAGCCGUCCUAUGCCACCGGAAGCACGCCGUCUCAUUGUCAACAAAAACGCCGGAGAGACUCUUUUACAGAGAGCGGCUCGCCUUGGAUACGAGGAAGUAGUCCUCUACUGCCUGGAAAGCAAGUCAUGUGAUAUAAACCACCGGGAUAAUGCGGGAUAUUGUGCACUUCAUGAAGCCUGUGCAAGAGGCUGGCUGAGCAUUGUCCGUCACCUCUUAGAACAUGGAGCAGAUGUAAACUGCAGCGCACAAGAUGGAACCAGACCAAUCCAUGAUGCUGUGGAGAAUGACCAUUUAGAAAUUGUCCGUUUGUUGUUGUCCUAUGGAGCCGAUCCCACGCUGGCCACAUACUCUGGUCGAACGAUUGCAAAAAUGACGCACAGUGAGGCGAUGGAAACCUUUCUUACCGAGUAUUUAACUGACCUGCAGGGGCGAAGCUGGGACGAUCCUGGAUUGUGCUGGGAGUUCCAUGGAAGCUCUGUCUGUGAUUCUAAGGAGGAAAGUGGAUUUGACAUCCUGGCAAACCCACCUGGCCCAGGAGAUGAUGAUGAUGAUGGCUAUGUGGAUGUAUUUGAGUUUGAAUUCUCAGACAAACCUUUCUUGCCAUGCUACAAUAUUCAGGUCUCGCUGUCCCAGGGGCCUAGGAACUGGUUUCUUCUUUCUGAUGUGACGAAACGACUGAAAAUGUCCUCACAGCAGUUCAGUUGCGAACACCCUCACCUUGAAAUUGUCAGUGUUGCCGAAGCAGAAUUCUACAAGCAAGUAUCAUUAAGCCAGCUCUUUUCAUCUCCUGAUAACCUGGCAGGAUUCAGUCCCGACAGUAAAGAAGUCUUAGAACUGGUGGAGUGUACUAGUGAACUGCAAACAUUACUUGGUUCUUCCCUUGAAUGGCUGGAACCUGAAGACCGUUCUUGCACCAGCUGUUAGAACCAGAAUUCCUUAAAGUGUAAUACAUUAUUUUGAUCCUUAAUUUGUAAAUAAUUUAAAGAACACUAUAUAAAUAAAGUUCCAGUGUAAAUACAAAUUCUUUAUCCUUGUAAUUAAAAAAUAGUUUUUUGUUUUGUUUUUUUUUUGUUUUUGUUGUUCCGCAAACAGAAUUUUAUAUGGACUUUAUAAUUUUUGAAAUUUUCAGUGCACAUUUUCUUUGGUGAAAUUUUGUUUUUACCUUAACACGCUUUUUUUUUUUUUUUAUAUAUAUAAAUAUAUAAAUAUACUUUGACUUUUUACAAAGCACUGAAUGCACGAGAGAUACUUUAUAAUUUUUAUUGUAUUCAGUCGUGUGGAACAAUGAAAGGCACUUCAAGACUUUUUUUUAUGUUUACAAAAUUACCUGUUUAAGGUAAAAUAAAUAUUGGAUAUAAUCCAGAAUUUUGUAAUAUAAAUGGAAUACAUAUAUAUAUAUAUAUGCAUUCGUAAUAUAAAUGGAAUAUAUAUAUUCCAUAGAAUGUGUUUGAGAUUUUGUAUUAUAAUUUAAGAGUUUUGAGAAAAAAAUAAUUUAGUUUUCACACAAAAAUUGUGUGUGUAUAGUACAUGUGUGCGGGCGUAUAUAUCAUUAUAUAUACACACACUCACACCUCCUAUACAUUUAUAAAUAUAUACAUAAGUUCAAACAUUAUAUGCUCUAAUUUAAAAAUAAAGACUUUGAACUAUUUUUUUCCUUGUAACAUAUUAAGAUUGUAAAAAUAAAGUGUUGAACUGUAUAUAGAAAAAAAUAAUUUCCUGAGAUGUGUGUGCAAUGUUUUGAGAUCUGUGUUUAAACUUUGUAAGUAAACCACCUGCCUUUGUAUUUAUAUUUUACAGGACUUUUUUUCUUAAAAAGGCAAUAAAACCGUUCGAUAAAUGGAA